CAAUUCACAUUCCCCACUUUCUCCAUCUCCCCAUCUCUCCAUCUCUCUCCCCCCAUAAAAAGAGAGAGAAACAGAAAAUGUUGGUCUAGAAAAAAGAAGUUGAACAGAGAUUUGGAAGCUCUGGUGAUGUUCAGAACUUAAAGAAAAAUAAUGAGUUUGUGGUAUUAAUUAUUAAGUAAAGCAAAGUGUAGAAGAAGAUGACAACAAGGAAUGGAGAAGAAGAACAACACCAUACAUCAAUAAGAUUACCCCCAUCAUCAACAGCAACAGCAACAGCAAAUAAUCAUCAUCAUCCCCCAAAUCACAGCAACAGGUAUUACCCAACUCAUAACUACCCAACACAUUCAACAUCAUCAUCCAGAGCGUCAUUCAAAGGCUGUUGUUGUUGUUUAUUUCUUCUCUUAACAUUUCUAGGUUUGCUAGUACUUGCUGUAAUACUAAUCAUAGUUUUAGCAGUAAAACCCAAAAAACCUCAAUACGAAUUACAACAAGUUAGUGUUCAGUAUGUUGGUAUAGCAGCAGCAACAUCAGGUGGUGCAAUAUCAAGUAACAGUAUAGUGCCAUCAGCAUCAUUAUCGUUCAAUAUCAAGAUGAUUUUCACGGCUGUAAAUCCUAAUAAGGUAGGGAUUCAAUAUAGUCCGACUCAGUUUGAUGUUAUGUAUAGAGGUGUUCCUCUUGGAAGAGCUUCGAUUCCUGGAUUUGAUCAGCCUGCUCAUAGUGUUAGACAAGUUCAGACUACUAUUAGUGUUGAUAGAGUUAAUUUGCUCCAAGCUGAAGCUACUGAUUUGGUUAAAGAUGCCACUCUUUAUGAUCGUGUUGAGCUUAGGAUUACUGGUGAUGUCGGUGCUAAGAUCCGUCUUCUGGGUAUCACUUCCCCUAAGGUUAAGAAAUUUCUUCGUCUUGAUGGGGAGAUACUCUACCAACACCUUCUUGCAACCACCUUCUUACAACAAAUAGAUCCUGCCGUAUUUUUGGAGUAUUGCCGUAUGUGGCUGUGUCCAUACGGCCGGACACACGAUACGGCGACCCAAUGGGCGUAUUGGUGCAACCCAGUGCAGUGAGGAUAGUGUUGAGAAACUUACAAAAUAUCCCUAUCCAAAAUUUCUUUCCGCAUUCUCUGGUUACAAUUGCAAAUUGCCAAGUUUGUCUAACCUUGAGCAUCUUGUGUGUGUUUGUUUGUUUGUGGUGUGAUGAAUGGUAUAGGUAUCAGUGGACUGUGCAAUAGUGAUUAGCCCAAGGAAGAAUUCUUUGACAUACAAACAAUGUGGUGUCGACGGGUUGAAUGUCUAGUGAAGAAAGCAUCUCAAGAUUCUCAAUGUGUUCCUAAGCUGCAUCAUCAACUUUGGAUUGGAAUUUUUAACAACCUUUUAUUUAGAGAGAAAAAGAAAAAGAAGAAAGAAAGGGGAAAACCCUUGUUCUACCACCUUAUGUUGUCCACUUUGUGAGCAAAGUGAAUCAAAAGGUCGAUAAAAAUGAAAGUAAAGAGAGACAGAGAGGAAAAAAAGAAAGAAAGGAAGCUCUCUGUUGAAUAGGAGUAUUUCUCAUGAUUUGGGAAAUGCAAACUUUUUUUUGCCCAUCUUAUUAUUAUUGUUUAUUUAUUUAUUAUUGCAAAACUAGUGAAUUGUUCCUUGCCUUUAGUAUAUAGUAUAUCCAAGUGCUGGUUUAUUCUUA
Messenger RNA from Papaver somniferum (opium poppy), 1671 nucleotides. RefSeq lists its product as uncharacterized. Bases 198 to 1061 code for a protein of 287 amino acids. The record is from RefSeq and is a predicted model, not a curated record. The transcript has 2 exons. Gene Ontology annotation, cellular component: plasma membrane. NCBI's taxonomy places the organism in Eukaryota, Viridiplantae, Streptophyta, Magnoliopsida, Ranunculales, Papaveraceae.